GCCACAUUUGGUUGAGUCCAAGUAUCCAGCAGAUCCAAGAUGGCGUACUGAGCAGCGAUGUGCUGAAGUUCACUUUUAACUCCAAACAUUGAAGCUGGUUAUCACUCAUUCCUUUAUUCGGAUUGGUGUCUGUUGAGAACGAAUACAGGGGGCCUCCAAGAUUUGGAUUAGAAGGUUUUCAGACCCGCAGUGUUUUCUAGGUGUCCUUUUCUGGGAUGUCCAGGGCAGGUGGCCUGGGGGGGCUCAGCCCCGAAACACAGACCAUCAGAACAAAUCAUUCCAGUGCUUAGAGACUACACAGGCCUCUAAAGAUGCACACGUCCACGUGUAGACACUCCUGCACUGCUGCAUGAAACAGACGUCCCCUGCACUGGAAUCAGUUUUUAUUGAACCAACGUGUUUUUCUCCCUCUUCAACCCCCCAAUAUUGACAUUCCAUCAAACGGAUAAUAAUCCAUCCAUGUAUUUUGCAGUGCGGAGCUACCAGUGGAGCACGGGUAAUGGAUGCUGCUGGCCAUGGUGACUUAGAGUAAAUGGCUCUUCCUCGGCACAGAUCAGUGCUAGUCUCUACUGCUCAAUCUUCCUCCUCCACUCCCCCCUCCUCUCCCCCCUACUCCACCUCUCUGCUCUCCUUUCCUGUACACCGCUGCUGCUUGACCAGUCCUUCCCCCCCCCUCCAACACCAUGGUAGGUGCAGGCUUGGGUGUUUGGAAGCUAAUGCGAGGUGUCCGCCAGCUGGAGCUUCACCGCCUUAUCCUGGCACUCAUCAUCUUCUGCUUACUGUCCAUGGCCUUCCUAGCUUACUAUGUCUCCAACAGCCCAAAAAUCAAGGAGGCCCCCCCUUUACCCUUUAGUGACUGUGGUGGAGGAGGGGGGAUUUCACCGGGUGUGAGUACUGGGGACGCCGGAGGGGGGCCAGGUAUCCAGAGGGCCCCGCUAUUUCUUCCUCAGCGCCAGGGUCGACUACGACAGGUGAAAACGGUGGACAUUUCCAGGACAGACCCCGUGGUUCUGGUGUUUGUUGAGAGCAUCUACUCCCAGCUGGGCCAGGAGAUUGUAGCAAUACUGGAGUCGAGCCGCUUCCACUACCGGACUGAGAUCGCUCCUGGUAAAGGAGACAUGCCCACAUUGACGGAGCAUAACCGUGGGCGUUACACGCUGAUCAUCUAUGAAAAUGUGCUGAAAUAUGUCAAUCUGGAUGCGUGGAACCGUGACUUGCUGGACAAGUACUGCGCCGAGUAUGGAGUAGGAGUCAUUGGCUUUUUCAAAGCAAAUGAAAACUCUCUUCUCAGUGCACAGCUCAAAGGCUUCCCCCUCUUCCUUCACUCACACCUGGGUCUCAGGGACUACCGCAUCAACCCCAACGCCCCUCUACUCUUCAUCACCAAGCCCAACCAGGUGGAGCAAGGCCCUUUACCGGGGGACGACUGGACCAUUUUCCAGUCGAACCACUCUACCUACGAACCAGUGCUUCUGGCCAGCACCAAGUCCUCCGAAGCACUGUCUCAUUUUGGAGCUGGCCCCCUGCGGGCCCUCCACGCCACAGUGGUCCAAGACUUGGGGCUCCACGAUGGCAUUCAAAGAGUUCUCUUUGGAAACAAUCUCAACUACUGGCUUCACAAACUGGUGUUUGUGGACUCCAUCGCCUACCUGACGGGGAAGAGACUGUGUUUGUCCUUGGACCGCCACAUCCUGGUGGAUGUGGAUGAUAUAUUCGUUGGCAAGGAGGGAACCCGUAUGAAGGUGUCAGACGUGGAGGCACUGCUCAACACUCAAAACAAGCUGAGAGCGCUGGUCCCCAGUUUCACCUUCAAUUUGGGCUUUUCUGGAAAGUUCUAUCACACAGGUACCGAUGAAGAGGACCGGGGGGAUGACAUGCUGCUGCAACACAGGAUGGACUUCUGGUGGUUCCCUCACAUGUGGAGCCACAUGCAGCCGCACCUCUUUCACAACGUCAGUGUCCUGGCUGAGCAGAUGAGGCUCAACAAGGUCUUUGCUCAGGAGCAUGGCAUCCCCACAGAUAUGGGCUAUGCAGUGGCCCCGCACCACUCCGGGGUUUACCCAGUUCACAGCCAGCUCUAUGAGGCCUGGAAGUCUGUGUGGAGCAUCAAGGUGACUAGCACUGAGGAGUACCCUCACCUGAGGCCAGCCCGGUACCGCCGCGGCUUCAUCCACAACGGCAUCCAGGUGCUGCCCAGGCAGACCUGUGGGCUGUUCACCCAUACCAUCUUCUACAACGAAUACCCAGGAGGCUCCAAGGAGCUGGACAAGAGCAUCAGAGGAGGAGAGCUCUUCCUCACCGUCCUUCUCAACCCUAUCAGCAUCUUCAUGACCCACCUGUCCAACUACGGCAACGACCGGCUGGGUCUCUACACUUUCGAGUCUCUGGUGAAGUUUGUCCAGUGUUGGACCAACCUCCGGCUGCAGACCCUUCCACCCGUCCACCUCGCAGAGAAAUACUUCCAGAUCUUCCCCGAGGAGAGAGACCCGCUCUGGCAGAACCCUUGUCAUGAUAAGAGACACAAGGAUAUCUGGUCUAAAGAAAAGACAUGCGACCGACUGCCCAAGUUUCUCAUCAUUGGACCACAGAAAACAGGCACUACAGCACUUCAUUCAUUCCUGAGCCUCCACCCAGCAGUCACCAGCUCCUUCCCCAGCCCCAACACCUUUGAGGAGAUCCAGUUCUUCAGUGGAGCAAACUAUGACAACGGGAUAGACUGGUACAUGGACUUCUUCCCAUUCCCUUCCAACGUCAGCACAGAUUUCAUGUUUGAAAAGAGUGCCAACUACUUUGACACAGAGGCGGCUCCUAAGAGAGCUGCUGCCCUGCUGCCCAGAGCCAAGGUCCUGGCUGUGCUCAUCAACCCAUCAGACAGAGCUUACUCCUGGUACCAGCACCAGAGGGCCCACCAGGACCCUGCAGCCCUCAACAACACUUUCCAUGCAGUAGUGAAAGGCGGCCCCUCGUCCCCCAGAGACCUGCUGGCCCUUCAGAGACGCUGCCUUAACCCCGGAGCCUACGCUCCUCACCUGGAGCGCUGGCUGCAGCACUACCAGCCCACACAGCUGCACAUUGUGGACGGAGCUCUGCUGCGCUCCAACCCAGCGCUGGUGAUGGAGGAAAUCCAGAGAUUCCUCGGGGUCACUCCCAUCUUCAACUACACCCAGGCUCUAAUGUACGAUGACAGCAAAGGUUUUUGGUGUCAGCGUGUGGAGGGAGGUCGAGCCAAAUGUCUGGGGAAGAGUAAAGGCAGGAAGUACCCAGAGAUGAGUCCUGAGUCCCGUGCCUUCCUGACUGAGUACUACCGUGAGCACAACAUGGAGCUGCUGCGUUUGCUGAAUCGGUUGGGCCACCCGCUGCCGUCCUGGCUCCGCCAAGAACUCCAGAGCACGAGCUGGAGCUGAGGCCACGAGCUCUCGCACACAAAAACACACAUACAGACAUGCGACAGGAAGGCUGGGACUGGUGUCUGGGUGAGCCAACACUCGGCUCUGGAUGAAACUGGAUUGCCUGAUCUGGGAAUCACCCAGAGAGGAGGUGUUGUCCCUGCUGCAGAGGAUCCCAGAGGACAGCAUUAGUGGCUCUGGUCCCCCAGUGUGUGUGUGUGUGAGAGAGUGUGUGUGUGUGUGUGAGAUUGUGAGUGUAAGUGUGAGUGUGUGUGGGGGACAGGCUGACACUGAACGCUGGUCUGUUGUGGAUCCACAGAACUAUAAAGGGCAGGUCAGCCUUAAUGUGAGUGCUAUUGUGUAUGACCCGUUACAGACACACGCAUCCACCUGCAGGUUCCUGUCCUCCGCACACAUGUGAAGGGUGAAGCUGUGUGAUGAUGAUGACAGGUGGAUGUAAAUACCAUGUGAUGGAUGUGCUGCAGGCUCCGCCCACACGGUCAGCCAGCAGCUGUCUCACUGUCCUCUCACUGAGCUAAGGGUUCUGACCGAUGGUGGACUGCUCUCCACGUCGGCUCGAGUCUCCACGUCUAAUCUCCAGGUUUUUAAUGUAAGGUUGAUUAAAUAUUAGCUUUUAACUUACUUAGCAUAUGAUGACCAGUAUAUAUGUGGACCACGCAGCAGACUGCUGAGCAAAGGUUGUUCUGUACCUCCACGUUGUCUACUUAUUUAAACUGUGAUUCUGAAGAAAGCUUCCAAACCUCUGGGGCAGAACCUCCAGAACCUUGUUAUAAUGUGAUUUCAUAUCGUUAAGUAAUGAUUGGCCUGCUUAUGUUGGGGAUCUUGUGUCCAUGGAAACAGUUUGCAGUUUAAUUUCUGGAGGCUUCCCCUACUCCACAGCAGCUGGGGCUCAUGGGUAAUGUAGUAUAAAGGGUCAUUAUAUUAUAUUCAAACACGCAGUCAGAACAAUGGUGGGUGCAUUCUGAGCCCCCUUCACCCCACCCUGCAUGGCGACCUGUCAUUAAAAACUGAAGGAGUUCUUAGAAUUAAAGCAGUCUCAAAACAUGUUCAUACUGCCAUAGAAACUUCUCCAGCUUAGGCUGAGAUAACCAAUUUCCACAGACACAAGACUAACAUGAACUUAACCGACGUGGACAGUGGGGACACAGUGGAGACACAGUGGAGACACAGUGGGGACAGUGUUACUGGUGUUACUGUUACUGCAGUGAGUGCGGUGAAGUGGCUGCUGCUGACGGUGUGUGCUCCACAGGGGGCGGGCUGAGAGAACAGCAGGAGAACCUUCACUAGUCAAUGAUCUUCUGAAAACCUAAGGACUGCUAAACACAUACUCACCCCCCCCCCACAAACACUCACACUCUUGUCUCCACCGGACCGUAAGGCAGGGUGUCAGUGUGUGGAGACGACCAGGAGCUGCUGUUAGUUUUCUGUUUGUUUUGUAUAAUUGUCAGAAAGGCCAACACUGUAUCAUCUCUAAUAAACACAGAGAGGUUGGA
Eleginops maclovinus (Patagonian blennie) is the source of this 4900-nucleotide messenger RNA. It is a transcript of the gene ndst2a, whose product is annotated as N-deacetylase/N-sulfotransferase (heparan glucosaminyl) 2a. Gene Ontology annotation, molecular function: heparan sulfate N-sulfotransferase activity; deacetylase activity. The record is from RefSeq and is a predicted model, not a curated record. The coding region runs from base 684 to 3404 and encodes 906 amino acids. Gene Ontology annotation, cellular component: Golgi apparatus. The transcript is spliced from 15 exons. Lineage: Eukaryota; Metazoa; Chordata; Actinopteri; Perciformes; Eleginopidae.